Molecule: messenger RNA, 1623 nt
Organism: Akanthomyces muscarius
Lineage: Eukaryota; Fungi; Ascomycota; Sordariomycetes; Hypocreales; Cordycipitaceae
Exons: 5
Coding region: 1-1623 (540 amino acids)
Biological process (GO): transmembrane transport; basic amino acid transport
Cellular component (GO): fungal-type vacuole membrane
Molecular function (GO): basic amino acid transmembrane transporter activity
Source: RefSeq, a predicted model, not a curated record
AUGGCCAAGUCUGAUCCAUCAGAGACGGCGCCGCUGCUUGCGCCGCCCGUCGUCGACCCCGAAGCCGCCGCACCACCACCUCUCACCGGCAAUGGCUCUCAGAACGGCCAGGUCGACGGCGUCAAGGAGCUGGGAAACCGCAUCUACGUCCUCCUCCCCGCCGUCGCCAUCGGCUUGCUGCUCUCUGCCGUAGACCAGCUCAUCACGCUGGCCUCCUACACCAAGAUGGGCAAUGACCUCAACGCCCUCAACAGCGUGAGCUGGAUCGCCACCUCGUACUUUCUCACCCUCACCAGCUGCCAGCCGCUCUACGGCAAGCUCAGCGACAUCUUCGGCCGCAAGGAGUGUCUGCUCUUUGCCUAUGCCGUCUUUGGCCUCGGUUGCCUCGGCUGCGGCCUCGCCCAGUCCAUGGUGCAGCUGUGCGUGGCGCGCGGCGUCGCGGGCGUCGGCGGCGGCGGCAUGACGGCUGUCGUCUCCAUCCUCGUGUCGGAUAUUGUGCCCCUGCGCGAGCGCGGCGUCUGGCAGGGCUACAUCAACAUCAUCUUCGCCGCGGGCACGGCGACGGGUGCGCCUCUCGGUGGCAUCCUGGCAGAUUCCAUCGGCUGGCGGUGGUCAUUUAUCGGACAGACGCCGCUCUGUGUCAUUGCCGCCCUCGUCGUCUACUUUGCGCUCGACCUGGCCCCGCCAACCACCGACCACCUUUGGUCCAAGAUUAAGCGCAUCGACUUCCUCGGCGCCCUGACCCUCGUCACCGCCGUCUUCGCGCUGCUUUUUGGCCUCGAUGCCGGCUCCAAGGUGGGCUGGACGCACCUCAGCACCAUUCUCGCCCUCGGUGUCGCCGCGCCGCUCUCCCUCGGCGUGUUCCUCUACGUCGAGGCGCGCGUGGCGUCGCACCCCUUCGCACCGGGGCGCAUCAUCUUUGAGCGGAGCAUGUUUGCGUGCUACAUGACCAACUUCUUCAGCAUGGCGGGCCAGAUGGGCGCCUUCUUCUUCCUGCCGCUGUACUUUCAGGCCGUGCACGGCUUCAGCGCCACGGUGAGCGGCGCGCUGCUCGUGCCGGGCAUGGUCGGUGGCGUCGGCGCCUCGAUUGCCGGCGGGUGGGUGAUUAAGCGCACGGGCAGGUUCUACUGGAUCACCGUCUGGGGGUUCGGGCUGUUGUUUGCCGCGCUGCCCGUCAUCGCGGCCGGCCUGUGGAUGCGGAACGUGGCUCUCGAAGAGAUUGGCUACGUCAUCUGCUGCAUAGGUGCAUACUCUGGCGUCACGACAUCUCUCAUUGGCCUCCUCGCCAACGCCACCGUCGAGGACACCGCCGUCGUCGUCGCCUGCUCCUACCUCUUCCGCUCGCUCGGAUCCAGCAUCGGCAUCAGCAUCUGCUCCGCCGUCCUGCAGCAGGUCCUCCGCGGGGAGCUCGACCGCCGGCUCGUCGGCGACGACGCCCGCGAGAUUGAGAAGCGCGUCCGCCAAAACUUGGAUUACAUCCGGGAGCUGACGCCCGAGGUGGCGGAGAUGGUGAGGACGAGCUAUCAGACGGCCGAGCUGGCGUCGAUUGCGCCCGCCGUGGGCUUUACGGCCGUGGCGUUUUUGUUUGCCUUUUGGGUGCGCGAGACGGCCAUUCGCAAGUGA